AUGGACCCUAACAGAAUGUCAGAAGAAUAUGCGCACUGUUUGAGAACUUUCUUGAGACUCCAGGGAACUAUAGACCUGCAGGAGACAACCUUGGUCAAUCAAGAAGCGAGGUUCAUGACCGAAUCAUGCAGAAGGAUGAAGCAAGCGUUCCAGGGAAUCAUGCAAAAGGAAGUACAACGUUUCAUUAUUGAGAAAGACCAGUCAAAAUCCGAUAAAUUUAUAAUGGGAACGUCACAUUUGGAUUUGGCCAAGAAGAACAAACCAGAGAAGCCCCCGUUUGCCCACCUCAUCAUUGAUGGCAGUAAAAUUCCCGCUGGCACCCACAGAGUGAACCUUACAUCCUGGCAUCAUGACAAGGGCUGGGCGAACGUUUUUAAUAUGACUUUCAGCGAUGGAAAAUUAGUCACCAACCAUGAUGGCUUUUACUAUCUGUAUGCCAGCGUGUGCUUCCGACACCACGAAACGGCAGGGAACCUGACUGGGCGCAUCCUGCAGCUGAUGUUGUACGUGACCAAAACUGAUGCUAAAAAGAGAAACUCGGUGGUCCUUAUGAAAGGUGGAAGCACGAAGAACUGGUCGGGAGACUCAGAAUACCAUUUUUAUUCUGUAAACGUGGGAGGGUUUUUCAAACUGAAGUCUGGCGAGAUAGUGGGGAUCCAGGUAUCCUACCCUUCCUUACUGGAUCACUCUCCUGAAGGUACUUACUUUGGAGCCUUCAAAAUAAGGGAUAUUGAUUGAGGCCAGGCCUGAUUUUUAAGGGAAAUAUAUUUAUUCAACUAGAUUAGGUUAUUGGGAGAUGGGAGGAGCAGCUUCUGGGGUCCAAAUGGUAAAUGAAUGAGAUUUGCUGUAUGGCCUUAUCCCCAACUCAGUGGCAGCCCUACUUACAGCGGUCGGGUUGUUCGGUUCCAGUCCUUGAUUCACAUUGUUUGUUUUUAACUGGUCUGCGGAUCGGGAUCUCAUGUGGAUAUAAAUUGGCAGCAAGUUCAGAACGGCAUCGAUAUAAAAACACUUUAAAAUCCAAAUGCAUUUUGCUUUUGUGCCAUACAGAAAAAUACAGGCUGUGAGAGUUGCAAUGAGAUUAGUUGCAAUUAGGUCCUAUUAAAUCAGUGUGAAAAGCUAAGCUCUAUUAAUUUAAUUAGAAGCUGAAUGUAACUACAUUAGCUGAACCGUCCUGGGCACCUCUGCCCACAGGCCCUGCUGAAUCCAGUGGUGCUUGCUCCCACCCGAGUAUGUACACAGGGCAGUACUCUAACGCUG
Messenger RNA from Varanus komodoensis (Komodo dragon), 1257 nucleotides. It is a transcript of the gene TNFSF11, whose product is annotated as TNF superfamily member 11. The record is from RefSeq and is a predicted model, not a curated record. Lineage: Eukaryota; Metazoa; Chordata; Lepidosauria; Squamata; Varanidae. Gene Ontology annotation, cellular component: membrane. Bases 1 to 738 code for a protein of 245 amino acids. The transcript has 4 exons. Gene Ontology annotation, molecular function: tumor necrosis factor receptor binding. Gene Ontology annotation, biological process: immune response.